This is a messenger RNA of Beta vulgaris subsp. vulgaris (sugar beet), 2204 nucleotides long. RefSeq names its product transcription factor RSL3. The coding region runs from base 481 to 1491 and encodes 336 amino acids. The transcript has 5 exons. The record is from RefSeq and is a predicted model, not a curated record. Lineage: Eukaryota; Viridiplantae; Streptophyta; Magnoliopsida; Caryophyllales; Amaranthaceae. Gene Ontology annotation, biological process: regulation of transcription by RNA polymerase II. Gene Ontology annotation, cellular component: nucleus. Gene Ontology annotation, molecular function: DNA-binding transcription factor activity, RNA polymerase II-specific; protein dimerization activity; RNA polymerase II cis-regulatory region sequence-specific DNA binding.
GAGCUAACUCCUAUCCUCACCUAAUCUAUGUCGAUGACAUAUAUUAUAUUAUGUACAAUUAUUAAUUAGUAUAAUCUUUGCUUCAUGAUUCAUCAUUCUAGGAAGAGAUAGUAUAGUUUUAAUUGCAUGUUUAAGCUUGUAAUCAGCUUCACAGGCCUGUGAAUUAUUUUUCAUGUAUCACAGGAUGAUCUCUGAGCUGUAAUCUGCCUGUUGUUUGGCCCCACAUUGGACAAUUGCAGAUUAGUUACAUAGAACAAAGACCCUGUUCAGAUCAAUCAUUGGAAUACUUAAAUCAAUGAACUAAUGAACUCAAAUCUCUUACAACAUUCCAUUCUACAGAAGUUGGUGUAUAUAAAUAAGUUCUCAAAGUACUCUUUUGUCAUUGAGUAAGCUGUCAACAUUCUUCAACUUGUAUCAAAAAACCCUUCAGCCUUCCUUUGUUACCCUUUUCGCGAUUAGCUUACAAUCAAAAUAACAUUAAUGGGGGCAUUCCUUGAUGGAGAAUGGGAAUCCAUUUGUAAACUGUUUACAGUGGAUGAGUCCCCUGAUCUUUCUGCUAACUUGUUUGAAUAUUCAUCUCCUGCAAAUGAGCUGGAUGAGAGUCCGGCUUUUGCAGCAUCAUCGAGCUUUUCUCAUGUAGAUAUAAAUUCUUUUUCUACCUUAAGUGGAUGGAUAUCUAAACCUCCACAUAAUUUCUUAGAAACUAGAAAGCAUACUAACACUGAUAGUUUUGCUGAUAAUUUUCUUCCUGAAGCCACUGACAUCUUAUCCUGCAUUGAUUUCUCAAUGGUGAAUGGGGAGAUUGAUGGCUUAUUUAGCCUUCCCUUUCUUCAGAAUACAAGAAAUGAUACAAUGUCCGGUGAUGAUGAUGUUCAUACUAAUAAUGCUGUCAAUAUGUCAUCAGCCACUACCGAGUUAACCCUCAAGAGGAAACGCGAGGUGCCUCUCCUUCAAGACAAUAAAGAUGAAAAGACGAGCUUAAUGGAAACACCAAAGAAAAAUGCUCGUACUUCAAAACAUGGUCUUAAGGACAAGAAGAAGGCUAACCAGAAAACUGAGGAAGAAAUUACUGCAACUGUUAUAACCAAGGAGACUAACGAAAAUGCAGAUUCGAAUUCAGAUGAUUCUAUUCCCUGUGCUUCAGAAGAGAUUACUGAAACAGAAGACUCGAAUUCCAAUAUAAGUGUGUCUCAGUCUUCUACCGGUAAAAAAAGAGCAAACAGGGGUGCUGCAACUGAUCCUCAGAGCCUCUAUGCACGGAAGAGGAGGAUGAGGAUCAAUGAGAGAUUAAGAAUCUUACAGAACCUUGUACCUAAUGGAACCAAGGUUGAUAUCAGUACAAUGCUUGAAGAGGCAUUUCAUUAUGUAAAGUUUUUGCAGCUGCAAAUCCGGCUCUUGAGCUCUGAUGAUUUAUGGAUGUAUGCUCCCCUUGCUUACAAUGGACUCGACGUUGGAGCAUUUCAGAGGAUGUCUCCUUUUUUCAGCCUUUAAGAGCAACUAUUCAAUUGAUUUUUCUUCAUCUUGCUUCAUGUAAUUAUCUGUGACUGUCCAUCAUGACAUGGUAACCGAAGGAUGAAGAUGAAACAAAUCCUGCGAUACCUCUCAAAGGAUCUUUUUAGCUAUUUAGAUUAGUUAUUUGACUUACUGUUUUAUCUGUUUGUUUCAAAAUGAAAUGGCAGCUAACUUACACGAUGAUGAAAAAUAUCAUCUAUUCUUAUGUAAUCUCUUUAUAUAUAUAUACACCUUUUGUAACCAAAGUAUAGAAAUGUAUUAAUAAAAAUGGUACGUUGUUUCGAGAGAAUGAUCAGAAUAAGUGGAGUUCAUUUAUCAUAAACUCGUGGGUACUAUGUAGGGAUGGGCAAGGGUAGGGUUUGGGUCGGGUCCAGCUGGACCCUAGACCCGGACCCUAAAUAUUUUUGCAGAUCCAGACUCGGACCCGGAUCCUAAGGGUCUGAAAAAAUUGGACCCUAACCCGGACCCUCAGAGUCUGGAGGGUCUGGAGGGUCUAGAGGGUCUGGAGGGUCCAGGCCUAAAUUUUUUAUUUUGCUAAAUUUUCAGCAUUAUUAAUAUCAAUAAUCAUCUGAAAUUCGCAUAAAACAAACACAAAAAAUCGCAUGAAACAAACACAAACAUAUAAAUUGAAAAAAAACGAAACAAACACAAACACAAACUUAUAAACUGAAAAAAAAAAGAAACAAACACAA